CAAAAAAAAGUUGGAGUCCCAAAUUAAACGACGUCGUUUUCGUCUAAAAAACACAGCCCUGCUAAAAAAUCCAGCCUCUACUCCUCAAUCAUCUCUCAAAAAUCCAGCCCCUGCUCCUCAAUCAUCUCCAUCUCCUUCUUUGCCCCUUCUGCAAUCAUCUCCAUCGCCUCCUCACCUCUUCACCCAAAAAGCUCACCAGUAAUGUCACCCCCUCUGCAAUCAUCUCCAUCUUCCCCUCCAAAGUGUUGGCAAUACAAUGGGGAUAUUAAGAGGAAAAAACAAAUUCAAAAUUCAACAUGAAACUGAACGAAACCGAGAGGCAAGACGAGCAACACAACAUCAGAAACAAUCAAAACCAUCAUUAAUUAGCCCACGCAAGAAAAAAAAAUUUUGUCUGAGGGAAAUCAAAUAGGUUGCUGGAUAUUUCAUGGAGAAAUGCAUCUUGGCCUUCAGAGACCAAACGGACUUCUUUGACAUGACUUCUUCUUUUAUUGUCUCCGUCCGGCGGCCAUCAAAGGACUCCAAUGAUGUGGUUAGUAUUUCUUCCAUGGAAACAAUUGCCUUGUGUGACAAUGUGAAGCUUGAGGAUAACUGUCCAUGUGGAUAAUACUGCACUUCAUACUGUCUCCUGUGCACAGGAAAAACAGAUCAUACAAGGUGCAUACUAAGUCUAACAUAGAAGAAUAACCACAGGAGAGUAAUUUUAGUAAGGGAUGCAUUUGAUUAAGCUUCCCGUGUGUAAUUCACAUUGUAUGUGAUCUUUACAAAUUCAUAACCUUUGCUUAUUAAUAAGAUAUGUUUUUGUUU
Molecule: messenger RNA, 807 nt
Organism: Rubroshorea leprosula
Lineage: Eukaryota; Viridiplantae; Streptophyta; Magnoliopsida; Malvales; Dipterocarpaceae
Source: the annotation of a GenBank genome assembly